Drosophila subobscura is the source of this 4509-nucleotide messenger RNA. Its product is annotated as protein turtle homolog A. Lineage: Eukaryota; Metazoa; Arthropoda; Insecta; Diptera; Drosophilidae. The transcript has 15 exons. The record is from RefSeq and is a predicted model, not a curated record. Gene Ontology annotation, molecular function: protein binding. Bases 72 to 2966 code for a protein of 964 amino acids.
AGCCCCACAGCCGCUGGCGGCGACUGAAGCUGCAUUAUUCGCUCCCCUGGAGCCUUGGCAUUGGCACGGGCAUGGGCCCGUUGCUGCUCCUGCUGUUGCUCCUGCUGGCCAUGCUGGAGACAUGCCAAGUGCGUGGCUCCUACCUCGAGCCCGAUGAACUCAUCCAGGAGCUGGAUCGACCGGUGCCGCUGACAUCGGUGCAGGGUGUGCUGGGCCGUCAGGCCAUGCUGCCGUGCGACAUCUCGCCGCUGGAACGCGACGAUGCCGUGUACAUGGUGCUCUGGUUUCGCGAGGGUGAUGGCGAACCCAUCUACAACUUCGAUGUGAGGGGGCGGCAGUUUGGGCAGGCGAGACUCUGGUCCUCGCCGAUGGCCUUUGGGACACGCGCCCACUUCAGCAGCACCACCCAUCCCGCCCAGCUCAAAAUAGACAACAUACGCAUCGAGGACGAGGGCGUCUACCGGUGCCGAGUCGAUUUUCGCAAUUCGCCCACGAGAAAUCUGAAGAUAAAUCUAACUGUCAUCGUGCCCCCAGACAGACCCAUCAUCUAUGGCCAGAACAGGCAUGAGAAGGCCAGCAAUGUGGAGUCCUUCAAUGAGGGCAACGAUAUUGUUCUCUCCUGCGAAGUCUCAGGCGGUCGACCGCGUCCCAAUGUCACCUGGUACUUGGACAACACGGCCAUCGAUGAGUCCUUCGAGCAGCGACCCGAUGGCAAGACCAUCAACCACCUGUCCUACCCCAACGUGGGCCGCCAGCAUCUCAACUCACGGCUCGUGUGCGUGGCCAGCAAUACGAAUCUGACGCCACCCAACAACAAGGUCGUCAUUCUGGAUGUGAAUCUAAAACCGAUGGCCGUGCACAUACUCACGAAAGAUCGCUUCGUCUCGGCCGAUCGCACCUACGACAUUGAGUGCAAGAGUUCGGGCUCCAAGCCGCCCGCUCUCAUAACGUGGUGGAAGGGCAGCAAGCAGCUCAAGAAGCUGACGAAGAACUUUAAUGAACCCGAUAAUCAAUCUCUAAGUAUACUGACGUUUACGCCCGGACGCGACGACGAUGGCAAAUAUUUAACAUGUCGGGCAGAAAAUCAAUUCAUCGACGGCAGCGCCAUUGAGGACAAAUGGCGCCUCAUUGUCCACUUUCAACCCACAACAACGCUGAAGAUUGGCUCAUCCCUGAACCCGGACGACAUCAAAGAGGGCGAUGACGCGUACUUCGAGUGCGUCGUUCAGUCGAAUCCCAAGCCAUACAAGAUGUCCUGGUUCCACAACGGCAAGGAGCUGCAGCACAACAUCUCCGCCGGCGUCAUCCUCUCGGAUCAGUCGCUGGUGCUGCAGAGCGUCUCACGUGCAUCGGCCGGUGACUACACAUGCCUCGCCGUCAACUCGGAGGGCAAAGGCCCAAGUAAUCCGGUCACAUUGCGCAUACGCUACGCACCCAUCUGUGCCACCGAGCACGAGGAGCUGCUGGGCGCCUUGAAGCACGAGACACUGCCACUCAAGUGCGAAGUGGACGCCUCACCGCCGGCCGACUCCUUCCACUGGACCUUCAACUCGUCGGGGGAGCAAACCGAGCUGCCCGCCCGCCUGCACUCCACUGAGACGGGCAUGUCGCGUCUGAACUACACGCCCAGCACCGAUCUGGACUAUGGCACAAUAUCCUGCUGGGGCAAGAACUCCAUUGGCAUGCAGAAGAGUCCCUGCGUCUUUCAGAUUGUGGCAGCGGGUCGGCCCUUUCCGCUGCAAAACUGUUCGGUGACCAAUCAGUCGGUGGACUCGCUGCAAGUGGACUGCAUUGAGGGCUUCGAUGGUGGCCUGCCUCAAGGUUUCAUGCUGGAGCUGGUCGAGUUGAACACCCUGCGAUUGGCCAGGAAUAUCACCGUUUCGCACACUCCCGUCACCUUUAUCAUUGAUAAUCUGGAUCAGGCUGCCACCUACCGCAUGGUGAUAUUCGCUGUCAAUGCCAAGGGCCGCUCCGAGCCCACCAUCAUCGAUGACAUCAACUUCAAGGGGGUGGCCAAGUUCACGGGUGCCUCGACGGGUCUCUCCAUGCCGCUGUCGCCGUUCCUUGCGGGUCUAACCCUCUUCUGUGGCCUCCUCUUUGCCAUCUUCUGCAUCAUGCUGGCUGCCAUCUACCGGAGGUUCUCGAAUCGGCGCACGGAUAACAACCUGAAGGUUGCGAAGCACACGCAGCUGAGCAUACCGGCGGACUGCCAGCUGGAUCCGCUGCAUCCGGGCGCGCACGGCGGCCAGCCGGAGCAGGGGAACCACCAGCCGCACCACAGCCUGCUGCCCCUUAAUUGUGAUAAUCGCAAUGCGGUCGAUUGCGCCAACCUGGGCGAGGUGAGUGUCGGCGUCGGCAUCGGUGUCGGCAUGGACGGGGUCAAAGGGAGCUCGCCCAUGGGUCUGGCAUCCCUCGGCAGCGAAACGUUGCGUUCCACGGCACGCACACGGCACAGCCCGCUGGCCGAUUCGUUGGAUAUCGAUGAUACGGAUCCAGAUGUUAUACCAAAUCAGUAUGAAAAACGUCCACUGAAGAGUCUGGUGUCGCCGCCGGGCUUUGCCAGCCCCUCGACACGGCUCAUGCAGCGCGACUACGUGCGCGAGACGGAGCUGGUGAAGGGCAGCUGCGAGACAGUGGGCGCUGCGGAGGGACUGUCCAGCAUUGGCCUGAUGAGCAGUUCCGGCAACGAGGUGCUGCACUAUACCUUUCGGCCCAGCAAGCAAAUUAGCUAUGCCACGCUCAAUAGGAAGGGCAUAACCACCUGUAGUCCGACGCUGGGUACGCAGAAUUACAGCGUGAGCACAUCGACGCCCUCAUCCUCAUACCAUCUAACACCGCAGCCCAUGGAGGUUAGUUUGCUCAGUCCGAAUCAUCCGUCGGUGACGUCCUCGCUGAGUGAAUAUCGUUUUCGAACCGGUCCCGAGAUAGUCACCACUUCCAAUCGCAUACAGGAAAGUUGUAUAUAAACUUAACACACACACACACACAGACACAGAUACACACACAAUGCAUCUAUACAUACAUCAAAAUGCUACAUACCAUAGUCGUAUAUACAAAUACUUACUUCUGAGUGUACAAAAACAAAAGCAAAAGCAAAAGCAAAAUGCAUAAUUAUCGUGAGCAAAACGUGAAACUGUAUUAAAACAAUUUGAUAUCGUAAACGUAACGUAACGAAUAACGUAUCCUAGCAGCUAGACGUAUUUAUUCGCAUGGUUUGAGGAAAGACUUCUCCUAGCACGUAAGCAUCUUUGUGUAACUUAACGCAUUCAUCAUCGAAUCAAUGCCAAAAGUGUACAGACGAGUACACUCACUCGUUUUUCCUUUGUAAAUAAUCGUUGUCAUCUAUCUAUCUGUUGUUGUAUCUAUUUAUACGUACCGAAAACCUAAAGCUAAAACUUCAAACUGCAACGGCAACCGAAAACAUUCUGGAACGAAACUACUUCCAAAGAACAUAUCGUUUAACGUUUUGAUCCCAUUCAUAUCCCCUAUAUCUACCGACAUGAGGUUCCAACUUAACAUAUCGCCAGAACAUCCUAAAAAAGAACUGCGCCUCCCGCCUAACAUUUUGCUUGAACCAAGGCUAAAAGCUAACCCGCUUUCCCCAGGGUCGCGGUAAAUGUUGUGCGCAAAAUCCCCGAAAAUGCAAACUAAUUUACGCCAUAAAAAGUACAUAAAUAAAAGCAUAUAUAUGUAAAACUUGUAUCCAUUUAAUCUGAACAGGGCCUGCACUCCUCUUCCAGACCCGGCAGAGUUCUGCGGGAGUCGCAUUUGUGAGAAUAUCAUGUCCAUAUCCUCCUAUGAAAGUAUUACCUAUUGAUUUUCAAUUUCUGAUUAACUUGAAGUGUGUUUAAGUGUAGCCAGCUACCACAUAAAACUUGUAUUUAUCUAGGCCUAAGUAGCCCUAAGUGUCGGACUAAGUGCAAUGUACAUAAAAAUAUGAUUAAUCGUACAUACACCAACAUAUACCGAUAGUAAAUAGAACCCAUGCUAGAGCUCGCUUGUCAAGGACGCACGGAAGAACUGAACAAAGUCACAAAACAGAAAAGAAAAGAAAUGAACAAGGAACUUCUACUUGAAAUGAACACGAUAAUUGUACAUACAUAGUUCAUAAUUAAUUGUGAGGGAAAUAUGUGGUUCGCUUCGAUGUAUUUAUGUUUGUUUGUUGCCCCAACCCAACCCCAACCCAACCCAACCCAGCCCCCAGCUAGGAAGUAAAUUAAGCAUUUAUAAUAUAGAACAAUUGCAAAGGCCAAGCUCCGAGGUGGGAUUUGUAUUUAUCCAACACUUUCUCGACACCUCUUCAGCUUGUACAUCCAUCCUGUGCGUAAUGUUUGAGAGUUUCUGCCAAGAAAGUGUCACACCGAAGCUCGAAGCGGAGAGACAGACACACAAAACCCAACACACAAAAAGAUGCAAAGAUUAGUAUAAUUUGUCGAAAGAUAGUUUUUGUAACUAUACGUAUUAGGAGAAAUAUAUUAAAAAUACAAAUUAAAUUAUAACUAAAUGGAA